Anguilla anguilla (European eel) is the source of this 3148-nucleotide messenger RNA. RefSeq names its product E2F transcription factor 4 (gene e2f4). Bases 254 to 1447 code for a protein of 397 amino acids. Lineage: Eukaryota; Metazoa; Chordata; Actinopteri; Anguilliformes; Anguillidae. The transcript has 10 exons. Gene Ontology annotation, molecular function: protein dimerization activity; DNA-binding transcription factor activity, RNA polymerase II-specific; RNA polymerase II cis-regulatory region sequence-specific DNA binding. Gene Ontology annotation, cellular component: RNA polymerase II transcription regulator complex. The record is from RefSeq and is a predicted model, not a curated record. Gene Ontology annotation, biological process: regulation of transcription by RNA polymerase II.
CCUAACGGCUCCAUACUAGAGGACCUCAUUGCCGGGUGGCUACAGGCCGAGUGGAUUCGGGAAUAUUGGAGCCGAACCGAACCGGCCGAACUCCCCUGGAGAGCCGAGGCUGUUAUUGGACCGUAGUAUCCUGGGCAUCCCUAGGAUUGCAGCGCGUGCCGCGGGGCCAGCAGCGUUGAAGUCGAGAAGAGGGGGGACACCGCAGGGGGACAACAACGAACCGAGCAACCCGAACCAGGCUGUAGCUAUCCUGAUGGAGCUGGAGAUUACCAGAUCCGACCUGGGAGCCAUGGCCGAGUCACUGCAGCCCCAAACCCCGAGCAGACACGAAAAGAGUCUGGGAUUGCUAACAACCAAAUUUGUUACUUUACUCCAAGAGGCCAAGGACGGAGUUCUAGACCUGAAAGUAGCGGCCGACACCCUCGCUGUGAGGCAGAAGAGGCGCAUCUAUGACAUCACCAACGUUCUGGAAGGCAUCGGGCUCAUCGAGAAGAAGUCCAAGAACAGCAUUCAGUGGAAGGGUGUCGGCCCCGGGUGCAACACGCGGGAGAUCGCGGACAAGCUGAUCGACCUGAAGGCGGAGCUGGAGGACCUGGACCGGCGGGAACACGAGCUGGACCAGCAGCGGGUCUGGGUCCAGCAGAGCAUCAAGAACGUGACGGACGACACGCAGAACAGCAAGCUGGCUUAUGUUACCCACGAAGACAUCUGCGGCUGCUUCAAAGGUGACACUCUCCUGGCAAUACGAGCUCCCUCAGGCACACAGCUGGAGGUGCCCAUACCUGAGGCAGCGCUGAACAGCCAGAAGAAGUAUCAGAUCCACUUGAAGAGCACUUCCGGCGCCAUCGAGGUCCUGCUGGUCAACAAGGACACGUCUGGCUCCGCCCCCGUGGUCCUGCCCGUCCCCCCGCCAGAGGACAUGUUCCAGAGCCUCCCCACCCCCUCCGCCUCGGCCGCCGCCCCCAAGGGCGAAACCCCGCCCGCCCAGCCCGCGGCGGACCAAUCGCCAUCCUCCGCCGCGGCCUCGCCCGUCUCCGCCCCCGCGGUGCCCACACCCGAAACUUCCAGCAACAGCACCAGCGCACUUGAGCUUGCCCCGCCCGUCGCAGACACACCGGCCAAUGAGACGUCCUCCCUGGACACCCAGCCCCUCCAAUCUUCCGCCUCAUUGGACAGCAGCUCCUCGAUCCCGGCCUCCUCCGCAGUCUUCGAGCCCAUCAAGGCGGAUCCUUCAGAGAUGCUGGACUUCCCUAAAGAACUCACGGAGAUGUUGGACCCAACUAAAGAAAUUAUGAGCCCUGACCUUUUGGAAGAGCUCAUGGCUUCUGAAGUGUUCUCUCCUCUCCUCCGUCUCUCUCCUCCACCUGGUGACCACGACUACAUCUAUAACCUGGACGAGAGCGAAGGUCUCUGUGACCUGUUCGAUGUGCCCAUCCUUAACCUUUGACCCCUGACCUCGGCCACUGGGCGUAUGUGAAUAGGGAUUUUAACAGGAAGAAAGAACUUUUUUUUUUUUUUUUUACCCUUUUUUGUGGGAAAAAAAGAAGAAUGAAUAUAUUUUUGGAUCCUUGUAUUAUUAUAAGCUGAUUUGGUUGAACUAACAAAGUUUUUUUUUUUUUUUUUUUUUUGUUUUAAAAUUACUAUUUACCCCGACCUUUUUCCUUCUCAAAAAGCAAGUCAUUUUUUUCUGUACUCAUGACAGUUUCUGGGAGAUCAGCACUUGCCUCCCAGCUUCAGUUGUGGUGUACGCAUCGUUUGUGUGGCUGACACCCUUUUAAUGUAAUCAAUACCAUCCUUAUUUAUAGAACCCACACGCAAGUGGGUGAUAAGUGUAGUACUUUUCUUUUUUUGUCUCUCUUUCUUUGUUUAAAGAGCUUGUUUUUCAUUUUGAACUUGUGCGCUAAGAAUAGAGCUUGGAGGCAGGCUGGAAACGAGCACUGCGCCCUCUACAGGAUGAGUGUGGAAACGAAGAGGACAGGGCAUGACGUUCAAGAGGCUGCAGUUACCCUUCUGUCCAGGAGAUGGCGCCAGAGUGCCGGAAGCAGUGCCUGGCUGACGUUUGUUAGCUGCCUCAUACCAGCAACAACCCCCCCCCCCUUCCCUCAGAGUCCUGUGUGCUAUCAGUUUUGCUACAGCCAUCCGUCCUGUCAUCGUACACACCACCAGUCACUUAUUAAAAAGAAAAAAAAAGAAGGGGGUUCAACUUUAAUUUGCUUUUAUUUCGAGACAAAUGUAAAUUUGUCCGAAGAUAUUUUGCGAUCUCUUCUUGCCUGAAGUGUAGAAAGUUUUCAGGCUUGUUUUUAAUCAGAAUUCAUUUUUGCGCAUGUGUGUGUGUGUGUGUGUGUGUGCGUGUUUGCGCGCAUGUGUGUGCGUGUGCUUAUCUACAAGAGGGAGCGAAUUGUAGCCCACAGUCAUAAUGCCCAGAAUAUUCAGAAACUCAUGUUCGUAUUGAUGUGCGUUUGUUUUGCAGGCUUAUCGGCGCCAGGUGUCACCGAUGCAGAAUGUGUGUCAUAUUACGGUGCUGUCAGGGUGUAGAAAACGGCCAAUGUGCUGCCCCCCCCAACCUCCCCCCUCCCCUCGCCCCCCCCGACGGGAGAGUCUACCGGCCCCGCCGACGUCUGUAACCGGACUCCUGGAGUAUCGGCAUGUCCCGCAUCACCUGCCUGUUCAGGUGUGUGUAUGCAACACCUGCGCUGUCCUCCGCACUGCCCUGGCUGCGGUGAGGACAGGUGAAUCGCCAACCAAGCAAAAUAUAUUUAAUGUUUUUUGGUGGCUUGACAGACCUGAACGUUAAGGCUCCAAGUACUGCUUUUAAACAAAUGUGUCACUCACCCCAAGGGGUGGCUAGUGUACCUAUCACCCUCUGACCUCUGACACGUCAGUCUGGACAUGUGCACGGUGUAAAGAGGUUAGGCGAGAGUUGCGUUGUCACCGCGAUUCGCACGAGGUCGGUUUUCACUUUUUAUUAUUUUACAGGGUCUUGUGCUGCUUUCGGGACGUCCGGGCGACGUUGACGUGACCUUUCAGUGGUCUGCGUCUGCACGGGUGUGCUUGAAGCAAGUUUAACCCAUUUAUGGGGCAAAUGUAAUCUGGAGUAUAAGCUAAGAAGAGACCAUAUGAAGAAUUGUUGUAGGUAAAAAAAAAAAAA